CGAAAUUAUACGUCCACUACAAGGGUAAUAAAGUAAAACUAACUAUGGCGUCUGCCUAUCUUGAGGUAUAUAAAAAAAAUACAUAUUUCUCCGUUAAACUCUUCAACAAUCAAGAAUCUAGAACAAGAACCAAUAUUUUCCCCAAAUUUUUAUAUACCCAGAUUAACCCAUUGCUUCUCGAGGUGGAACUCAUUAGUAAAAAUGUGUGGCGGUGCGAUCAUAUCCGAUUUCAUAGCACCUACGGCGAACCGGUCUCGCCGGCUGACUACCGACCUUUUGCGGAAGACUGAGUUUGUAAAGAACCCUAGCAAAUGCUACUCGAAGCCCAUACGAUCUGAGAUCUUUGAUGUUGAAGAUGAAUUUGAGGCUGCUUUUCAAGGAUUUAAGGACGAAAUCGAUGCCGAAGUUGUUGAGCAUUUUGUUAGCCCUUCAAAUUUGUCUGUCUCCAAAGGCUCUGGCUCAAAACCUGUGAAGUCCGAUAAUGAACCGGAGAAAUCAAGUUCAAGGAAAAGGAAAAACCAGUACAGAGGGAUCCGUCAACGCCCAUGGGGCAAAUGGGCGGCAGAGAUCCGUGACCCGAGGAAAGGCGUUCGUGUGUGGCUUGGAACUUUUAAUACUGCUGAAGAAGCUGCUAGGGCUUAUGAUGAAGAGGCAAGAAGGAUCCGAGGGAAGAAGGCAAAGGUGAACUUCCCAUUAGAAGAGAAACCACAAGUUAACCCUAUUGCUGCUGCUACUACUAUGGGGAUUAAACCCAAACCAUCUACUCCAUCUGAGAGUGCAGCUGCUGUCUUUCACUUCAAUUCUGAUCAGGGGAGCAACUCUUUUGGUUGUUCUGACUUUGGUUGGGGGGAGCAUUGUGUAAUGACUCCUGAUAUUACAUCUGUUUUCUCAGAGGUUGAUGAUGUGAAUCCUGCUAAAAAACCUGAAAAGCUCAAGAUGAUGGAAAUGCAGUGGAUCUUUGGAGCUUUAAUGAUCUUCCUGUCAUUAUGGAUGGAUCUUUCUAAUCAACUAUGUAUUUGUUGGCGAAUGGAUAAGCAUGCUUAA
This is a messenger RNA of Lactuca saligna, 1044 nucleotides long. The record is from the annotation of a GenBank genome assembly. NCBI's taxonomy places the organism in Eukaryota, Viridiplantae, Streptophyta, Magnoliopsida, Asterales, Asteraceae.